Dothidotthia symphoricarpi CBS 119687 is the source of this 348-nucleotide messenger RNA. Its product is annotated as Sm-like ribonucleoprotein. Gene Ontology annotation, biological process: RNA processing; spliceosomal snRNP assembly. The coding region runs from base 1 to 348 and encodes 115 amino acids. The record is from RefSeq and is a predicted model, not a curated record. Gene Ontology annotation, molecular function: RNA binding. Gene Ontology annotation, cellular component: U5 snRNP; U2 snRNP; U1 snRNP. The transcript has 4 exons. Lineage: Eukaryota; Fungi; Ascomycota; Dothideomycetes; Pleosporales; Dothidotthiaceae.
AUGACAAGCACAAUCGGUAUUCCCAUCAAGCUCCUCAAUGAGGCAGCUGGCCAUAUUGUCACGCUUGAGAUCACAUCCGGCGAAGUGUACCGUGGCAAGCUCAUCGAAGCUGAGGACAACAUGAACGUACAGCUCAAAGACAUCACAGUGACCGCGCGUGAUGGUCGUGUCUCGCAUCUUGAGCAAGUUUACAUUAGGGGCAGCCAUGUGCGCUAUUUCAUCGUCCCCGACAUGUUGAGAAACGCGCCUAUGUUCCGAUCGAGGGGUAUCAGAGGACGCGGUGUCGGUCUCGCACGUGGCAGAGCGACUGUCAUCAGGGCGAGAGCUAGCGGAAGGGGUGGACGUUGA